CCUCUCUUAAUUUUCUAGGGUUUCAAUUCCCAUUUUCAAUCUUCACUUUCAUCGCGAAUCCAAAGAGUUCUGAGAUCGAGAAGCUCCGAUUCCGAUUCUGAGAAUGGCGUCUUCCAGUGCAGCAGGUGCUGGAUCUGCUGAUUCUACCGCUGCAAGAAGAAAUACCAAGCGACCUAAGUAUUCAAAGUUUACUCAGCAAGAGCUUCCAGCAUGCAAGCCAAUUCUUACACCACGAGCGGUUAUUUCAGCAUUCUUGCUUGUCAGUGUUGUGUUUAUUCCUAUUGGAGUUGCUUCGCUAAUGGCUUCAAGAAAGGUUGUUGAAAUUGUUCAUAGGUAUGAAUCAUCGUGCUUACCGAAAAACAUUACUAACAAGGUAGCAUACAUUCAGAAUCCUACAACAGAUAAAACUUGCAACAUAACCCUGAAAGUGGACAAGGACAUGAAGUCGCCUAUUUAUGUAUACUAUCAGCUUGAUAACUUUUACCAGAAUCAUCGCCGGUAUGUUAAAAGCCGAAGUGAUGAGCAAUUGAGGGAUCCUAAGGAAGAGAACUCAACAAGUGCUUGUAAGCCUGAAGAUAUUGCCAAUAAUAGGGCAAUUGUACCUUGUGGUCUCAUAGCUUGGAGUUUAUUUAAUGACACAUACAGGUUCUCCGUCAACAAUAAAAAUUUGUCGGUGAACAAGAGAGGCAUCUCCUGGAAAAGUGAUAGGGAGCACAAAUUUGGAAAAGAUGUUUUUCCCAAGAACUUCCAGAGUAGUCCUAUGAUAGGUGGUGCCCAUCUUAAUGAAUCCAUACCAUUGAAUGAGCAGGAGGAUCUUAUCGUCUGGAUGAGAACCGCCGCCUUGCCAACUUUUAGGAAGUUAUAUGGAAAGAUAGAGGUGGAUCUGCAUGCAGGUGAUAGCAUAAGUGUAACACUUCUAAAUAGAUAUAACACAUACAGUUUUAAUGGCAAGAAAAAGCUCGUCCUGUCAACUACUAGCUGGCUUGGUGGGAAGAAUGACUUCCUUGGCAUUGCUUAUCUCACUGUCGGAGGAUUAUGCUUCUUUUUGUCUUUGGCUUUUACCAUUGUAUAUUUCGUCAAGCCAAGGCAACUAGGAGAUCCUUCAUAUUUGUCAUGGAAUAGGAACCCAGGAGGACAUUAAGCAAAAAUACCAAUUGUGCUAUGUUUGUUAAUUCCAAUUUCCAAUAUUACAGGGCUUGGUUAUUCUACAGUGACAGAUGUGAUGUAGUUUUUGUACAUCUAUGUUAACUACUUAUUAGUAACACUUGUGAAUUUAGGUGUUCUUAUUCCUCCAAAAGAAAACCAAAGCACAUUUUUUUUUCUUCCUUGGAUUAUGCAACUGAAUUGACAUAUGCUGUAUGUAUUAAUAUAAUGUGCUAGUUGUUUUUUUAAUACAACAUGAGAAAAAUAGUAGAGUUAUUGGUUGGUUUGA
Cicer arietinum (chickpea) is the source of this 1432-nucleotide messenger RNA. RefSeq names its product ALA-interacting subunit 3-like. Gene Ontology annotation, cellular component: Golgi apparatus; plasma membrane; endoplasmic reticulum. The record is from RefSeq and is a predicted model, not a curated record. Lineage: Eukaryota; Viridiplantae; Streptophyta; Magnoliopsida; Fabales; Fabaceae.